AUGACCUCCAAUUCAUUACCACCCUCUCCUGCUUCCCUGAGCAUUGAAGAUCAUAGCACAAUAUCAGCCUCGCCAAGUACGAGCAAGCUUUAUGCUCAGCUUUUACAGCCGACGCAACCAAAGUAUGACGAUAUUGUCUCCCGUGGAGUAAUGAAAGAAUCUGAAGGCCGGAAGCUGUUCCAACUAUAUAUGGCAAAUGCGAACGUGUUCCUCCCAUUCUUCGACUCGACUGUGGAUACCUUUGACGCGCUUCGCCACCGUUCAACCUUCUGCUUCACAGUUGUUCUUGCCAUCGCAUUACGAGCUGACCGCCCGCGAACCGAUGCUGUCAGCAAGAAGUGCUUCGAAGAGGCACAGAGUCUUGCCGCCCGGAGUCUAUUUGCCAUCUCCACACAGCUGGAAACAGUCCAGGGGAUGAUUUUGCUUUCGGCACAUGCAGAGAGGAACUGGUUCGCCAUCAGCCACGCAUAUCAGAUGGGCAAGGCGUUACAGCUACCCGAUCUUCUUCCUCGAGAGGAUGAGACAGACAAUACCCAAGACCUGCAUUCCAAACAAUUCAGUGAUAGGCGAUCCAUUCGACGGAUAAGAACGGCUCUAAUCCUUCAUCAGGUUGAACAGGAAGUCGCAGGUGGGACAGCUCGCCAAUCUAUCGGCAACGCUGUGAAGUCGUCCUUUCUCGAGUCUUUUCUUGGAGGCGCUUUAUCUUGCACCAGAGACAUGAGAAUUGUGGCAAACAUUGAAGUCGUACAGUUGCGAGGUCGACUUCUUAAGGAGCUGGAGCUCCACGACAGUCUGGAUGGAACUGUAAACACCAUCGUCAGUCACAUUGAAAAUGAAAUCAACACCUGGUUUAAUCAUUGGGAUAGUGUCUUCCAAGAUCAGGACUACGGUGUAAGCAGCUUCCAGCGGAGCAGCAUUCGUUUACAAAGAGACUACGCAUUCAUCAUCAUCUGCAGCGCCUUGAUUAGUAAAUUGAGCGAAGGGAACGCUGAGAAAAUUCGUACUGAGUCGACGACAGAUGAGGUGAAAGAUCUGAUCGAGGUCACUCUGAUGCGAAGCAUCAAAAUCCUCGGCUUCAUCACUGACGAUAAUGACUAUAAAUGGUACUUACAAUGGGCGCCCACGUACUCGGCUUUAUUUCCUGCGUUUACUGCCGCGCUCGCAUUUAGGCUGGCGAAGAUACUUCCUGGAUUUUCGGACUGGGAAAAGCUCUUGUCAUCGUUCAUCUCGGUGGCGGAUGUCCUCGGAGAUUACCCUCAUCAAACGUAUUGUACUAUUAUUCUGAACCUUGCGAGACUUACCGCCUCGUGUAUGAAAACUGCCACGAGUCCAACAUCGAUUUCUGUUGUUCAAGCUGUGGACAACUCCCAAACUCAAACGGCGUGGUCAGAGGCGGCUGUUGGCGAACAUGUACAGACCGAGAGAAACGCCCUCACAGAUGGAGAAUCAAGCAGCCACCUAACCAGCCAAUGCGGCGUCCCAGCAGAUGAUUUUGGUUGGCCUUCCGGUCCGAUCUCACAAUGUGACUUCCCUGAAGGAAGCGCAGCCGCGGGUGGCGACCAGUUGGAUAUGUAUGCUUCGUUUGGCAUGCCUGAUAAUUCUUUCGACUUUAGUCUAUUUGCCGCCUCUGUACAGGAUUACAUGGACGUUGACGACUCUGUCAAUAGAUAG
Clonostachys rhizophaga is the source of this 1671-nucleotide messenger RNA. Lineage: Eukaryota; Fungi; Ascomycota; Sordariomycetes; Hypocreales; Bionectriaceae. The record is from the annotation of a GenBank genome assembly.